Messenger RNA from Penicillium digitatum Pd1, 2721 nucleotides. Its product is annotated as DEAD/DEAH box helicase. Gene Ontology annotation, molecular function: ATP-dependent chromatin remodeler activity; ATP binding. Gene Ontology annotation, biological process: DNA repair. The record is from RefSeq and is a predicted model, not a curated record. Lineage: Eukaryota; Fungi; Ascomycota; Eurotiomycetes; Eurotiales; Aspergillaceae. Gene Ontology annotation, cellular component: nucleus.
AUGGGAUGCGGGAAAACCCUCAUCAGUCUUGCGGUGAUAUUGGCUACGCAGGGGCAUUUCCCCAAAAUCCCGGUGGAGUAUCAAACCCUCCUGAACCCCAUCAGGAACUCGACUGGAAGCUUAAUGGAAAUGGCUGCUGCUGCUGCUGGUCGCUUUUCUCUACCCUGGAAGGGUUACUUUGACCGGAAGAAAGCCAGGGGAAAAUACCACAUCAAUUGUGAGAAUGCCUGUGUGGCUCAGAGUGGUUCCUACAAUAUACCGGCGAAAAGCGACUACCAAAGGGCUAAAUCAAAUUUCGCCGAGUCGGCCAAGCAUAUUCGUCUCUGCUCUGGUACACUCGUUAUUGUCCCGGAUAACUUGGUGGACCACUGGGAACGUGAAAUAGCUACUCACAUUAGCGAUCUGAAAUUCCUAGUUCUGAAAACCCAGGACGAAACGCCAUCAACGGACGAACUUCUGAAAUUUGACAUUGUGCUGUUCUCCAAAACCCGAUGUAGCAAAGAGAAUUCAAAAUACGAUAAAAGUGGACAGAGGCCGGAUGCCCCUAUGCUCAAUCUUCACUGGUUGCGAGUUAUCGUCGAUGAAGGGCACAACCUUGCCGGCAAACAAACGGGAAUGGUCAACUUGCUGAGGAAUCUGAAAAUUGAGCGCCGCUGGAUGAUUUCAGGAACCCCUCUCUCAGAAAUGUAUGGAGUGGAACUUAGCAUUGCUUCACGAGAAAUGGGCACAGACGAUACUCAAUCGUCUGACAGUCACGAAACUGCCAUCUUGCAAAAGAGCAAAAAGGCCGGCAGUUCCUUCAAUUAUGAAAUCAAAAAUUUGGAUAAAUUGGGCGACAUGGUUCAUGAUUUCUUCAAUCUCAAGCCUUGGGCUAACAAUACUAAAGAAUGGCCCCGUUAUACGAAAAUAGUGGGCGAAGAUGGAAUCAGUCGAAAAUCUCCAUCUCUACGUGCGACGCUCCAGAGCCUUGUGGUGCGACACCGGUAUGAAACGGUCAAAACAGAGAUCACUCUUCCACCGUUGUAUAAUAAGGUGGUCUACCUUGAGCCGACCUUCUACGACCGGCUGUAUAUCAACUUGUUCCUCUUUACACUCGCAGUCAACGCAAUUACAUCUGAACGAGAAGGUCCCGACUACAUGUUUGAUGAGAGUGACGAAAAAGACAAGAAAAUCAACAAAACUAAACUCACUGAGUUGAUACAAAACUUACGUCUGGCUGGGUUUUGGUGGGCUGGUGAUGACAAUGUCCAAAGUACUGUCGACAUUGCUUUGGAAUAUCUGGAGGAAAACCAAGAGAAGAUGACAGUGGCAGAUUUGAACCAAUUAAAGUCUGGGAUCCAGAUCGCACGAAAGGCAAUAAAUUCUCCAGGCUGGAAUGGAUUCAAAAAGAUGCAUGAGCUUGGAGUCUUUGUUCGGCGAUUCCCAGAACAUGCUCGCAACAUGUGGGCCCUUGAUCCCACAGAGGCCGGCCAGGAGCCCCUGCUCAUGGGCAUCACCCAGGCUCGUCACGCGCAGCAAUUUGUGAUGAACCAUCUCAUGACGCCUGAUCCCGCCGAAGGUCUCGCAGGAGAGGGUAUCAAAGUUCGUCGGGAGCUAGUUCAACAAAGCCAGACAGCUACAAAUGCUCACAACGGUUCCCCCGAGUCGGUGAAUGCUAACCGUCCAGUUAGCAAAUCGACAUCGAAAGGGAGCAGGAAACAUCAAACUUUUAAACAAAAGAUCUUUCGCAGUCUUCCAGAGACUUCACCCUUAGCCCAAACGAAGCUGGAAGGAGUAGCAUCCGCGAAGCUUCGGUACUUGUUGGAUCAAGUGCUGAAAUUCCAGAAGACCGAAAAAAUCAUCAUCUUCUAUGAACAUGACAACGUCGCUUCCUGGGUCGAGCAAGGCCUGGAGUUAAUAGCAGUCAAAUUCCGCACCUACGCCAGCACCGCGAGCAUGGGCUCCAAUUUCAAAACCAAGCAUCUCCGCGACUUCCGCGAAACCGACGAGGUCCGUGUUCUGCUGAUGAGCGUCAAGCAAGCCUCGCAUGGCCUCCACAUCCCCGAAGCCUCACGGAUGUACAUCGUCAAUCCAAUCUGGGAACGCAACGUGGAAAGCCAAGCCAUCAAACGAGCCCACAGAAUUGGGCAGAAAAGACCAGUCUUCGUCGAAACCCUCGUCCUAGGCAACACCCUCGAAUACCGCAUGCUCAACCGCAGCAAAAACAUGACCGCCGAGGAGACGACGCACGCAGGAGAUAACCCACUGAACGAUAGUACCAUGAGCGACAUCAUAAAGAACGAGCCCUUCCUGCCCAUGCCCGACGAGGCUUCGGCCGGCAUGGCUCCACUUACACAUCCACUUGGGCUAUUUGACCAACAUAAAUUGCCGAUUCCCGAUCACGAGGUGGUCCAUGCGCGCGGGCGGAAACCGGGCCUGCAAUCCCAGAAACAGCGGCGGAAUUUGGAGUCAGAUGCCGACACUGAUUCGACUAGAGCUACGGGGCCCCCGGCCAAGCGGUCACGGGUUGGCUUUGCGGGGCGAGAUCAGGUCAUGGGGGAGGGUGCUUUGGAUGCAGUUCCUGCGCCGCUGCAGACUGUGCCCGGGUUGAAUUCUUCUUCCGGAGCUGGGGGCCCUGUUUCUGGGCCUUCGCAGACUGGCUUGGCAGCGCAUGGGACGGUUACUGGAGACUUACCUAGAGACGGUAUAAUGACGCCAUCGUUGUUCGGGCCUUUCCAGUGA